GAAGCAGCCACGUUAACGAUAACAUCCUCACGUCGCUGCCUGCUAGCUGCCUCUGCUUCCUGUUUAUCUAAUAUGCCCAGUGCAGCCUGUUAUACAUAACUACAUGAUGCUAAACUUCUUCAACAGCAAAUCAGUGGGACAACCUCAUCUGUAAAAUGUCGACGGUGUUGUUUGCCUCUGUGGUUCGCGUCGCGGACGGCCUGCCUCUCUCGGCAUCCACCGACUACGAACAGGAGAAAGGCCUCCAGGAGACGAAGAGGCAUCUUAAGGGUCUCUCCAAGAAACUCAACCAGUUCCCUGACCGCUGCACACUCAAGUCCGGACCGUACAAUGUGAACUUCAUAUACUCGCUGGGUGUUGGAUAYCUGAUGGUCUGCACUGGAAAUUACCCCAACGUGCUGGCCUUCUGCUUCCUGGACGAGCUGCAGAAAGAGUUCAUCAUCACUUAUGACUCCAAACGCAUCAGCAGCGCCGUGCGGCCGUACUCCUUCAUCGAAUUUGACACCUUCAUCCAGAAGACCAAGCAKCGCUACAACAGCCCUCGCUCCCUGUCCACCAAGAUCAACCUGGCUGACAUGCAGACAGAGAUCAAGCUGCGCCCGCCCUAUCAGCUUUCCCCAGAGGACCUGCAGGCUAUCAAUGGAUUCUCGGUGCGAGCCGCUUCUAAGUACAAGGGCAUAGCCCCCACACAGAUGUUGGAGCCGGCGACGCUCCCUGGCAUUGUGUCCUGUGUGCUCAGCAUCCUCUGCGGAGGCCUGAACCUGCUGAGAGGCGUCCAUGCUAUAGAGAGCAUACUACAGAAUGAUGACGAGGACUUUAAUUAUGUGAUUGCCUUCUUCCUGGGCACGGCGGCCUGUCUGUAUCAGUGCUACCUGUUUGCCUACUUCUCCAUCUGGAGGAACAGCAAGUCCGUCUUGGCGUUUGCGCUCAUYUGUCUGUCCAACAUGUAUCUGUAUGAACUGAGGAACAUUUGGCAGAUCCUCUUCCAUGUAGCCGUGGGGGCCUUCAUGACCCUGCAAAUCAGACUGAGGCAGCCGCUGGGCAAAGCGCCAGACUACAAUGUCUGACGAAGAGCAAAAAAAAAAGACUAACGCGCUGUAAGUCAGGUGCCCCAGCGGUGGUCCGUCAGACACACUGGAAGCAAAAACAAGCCUUCCCGAUUUGGAGGAGGAAGAGGAGGGACUGAGCAUUUCACCGGAGCAUAAAUGGAUCCGUCUCCGUUUGGAUUUGGAAAGGAAAGUCUGCUGCGGUCCGACUGCUUCAUGGAUUUUAUUGGAUUGAUUUUGGAAGCUGCCUCCUUUCCUUUAKUGCGUGAUGAUGAUUUAUGGACUUCUUCUGCACAGCUCUGAUUUAGGUCACAGGCCUGUUUGCAGGAUGGCUGCAAACCCCAUGCACUUGAAAAGGUUUUCUUUUACUGCAUCCAACGGGAAAAGAAAAUCCUAAUAAAUGUAUGUAUGAUUUCAUCAUUUCAAUUAAAAUGACGUGAAGUACCUUUCAGAAAGCAUUGAAACUGAACUCAUAACCUAUUUCCCUGUAUCUUCUUGUUAAACUACCUCACAUGUCAGCUGUGAGGUUUGUUAAAUGAGUCCUGAAAUGAAUAACCUGAAACUACAUUUACCCACCAGCAGAUAUUUAAUUGUCUUUAUAAGUGGAGUAUUUUGCACGUCUCCCUGGUUCAGCACACCUCAUUGAAUUAAAUUGGUCCAAUUCUUGUUUCUGCAGAGCUUGACGACUUAUUCCAGCCAUUUAAAUCAGAUGUGUUGGAGCAGGGAAACGUCUAAAAUAUGUGAGAUACCGCUAUCUGUUUGAUUGAAAUUGAACUCGAUUAAAUUUUUUUUAUAUAAAAUCAGGGUUUUCGCCGUAUCAUAGCUUUUCUCUGCUCUGCUCUAAACGCUCUUGAAGCGGCAGCACCGGUUGCUGAUUAUGCUUUAUUUUUGACUGUGUGUGGGGCCGAAWUUUUGACUCAUUUUCCCAUAAAUGCAUUAGUCAGCACCUCUGUGUGCUUUAGAGGCAUGCGGUUGGAUCACAGAACCAAAUGRACAACAUGUGUCGAGAGUUUCCUUUAAAUUGAUCCCAGGUCUGUUGUGAUCUUCAUCCAGGUGGUUAAGAUGCAUCAAGACUUUUUAAACACAAACAGCCUCAGCAUGCCCUUCAAUUCUGUUCAUUUCUAUUUAGUGGGCUAAAUGUUAGCUGGUUGUAUUAAACACCUGCCUCCUGAACCAUGUUGGGAACCUUAAGCUGAUUGUAAAGAGCAUGACUGCAGAUUGAAAGGAUAAYCUGAACCUGGCUUGAAUAAUUCAAAAUUCCGUUAAAUUUUACAGAAGAUCAGAAAAAAAGUGCAAUAAUACAAAGAUAUGUACAAUUUGUAACCUUUUAAAGACAUUUCAAUCGGGGCAUUUUGUAUUUAAUAUUGUUUUAAGUUUUGUUUACGUCAGUAUUUUUUGCCACUUUGUUGGCACACAUCUCGUUUUAAAUUUGUUUUCUUUUUGUAAAACAUCCACAUGGGAUUGUAUCACAAAAUGCUUUAUUACUGAUGCUUUGCAAGCAUGUGGCGAUAAUGUCAGCAUGACCUACAUCAAAGCUCAACAGAAGCUCUGCAGUCUGGCUACAGAUUGAAGCUCAUCUUUCUUUUCUUUGAUAUCGUUUCCUCCUUUUUCUUUCCAGUCGUUUCCGUCUUUAGCUCACAUUCAGAGAAACGAGACGGAUAUUAACUAACCCAUAAAACCUUGGAGUUUUCGAGCACAGACGCCAGAGUGCAUACCUCUAUAUCAUAGUAAUGAUUUCUAGAUACCAGUCCACAUGCAUACAGUUUUUAAACUUUCAAAACUUUGACAAUUAGGUGGAGGAUGUGGUAGAAUUUGCAUUGUGUUGCCAGUGUGWAUUUAUUUCAUUUGUAGGAGUAUAUGGCAUGAAAGUGAUGAAGCAAUUAGAAAACAAAUCUUUAGACUACAAGAGAUUAAAUUAGGAUAAAACAAAGAAAAGUUUUUUACUUUGAUACCAAGAGGUAACAACCUGAAAACACACAGAGAAACUCAACAAUCUGAAUUUCUUUUUCUUUUUUUUAACCUUUCGUUCAUGUUCUGCCURCUCACAUCUAUGCUUUCUUUUAAACCCAGUGCUGGUUUUUUUUCAGCUGUAGAAAUGUCCAUUUCUGGUCUUGAGGUGAAACUAUGCAACGCURCCUUUCUGUUUGAGUCACUCAGACUUUAAUUUAUUCACUAAUCAGGGGUAAAACAGUCAUUUCUUUUUUUGUGGUUAUUGUCDUUUGCAAGAGCUCAUUAUUUAUUCAAUGACUGCUUUUGGUGCAAGAUGUAAUCAUUUAUGAAGUUCAUGUUUUUUCAUUCAGACGUGUGUAAAUGUCUUCUUGUGACAACAUAAAGCUCCUGUCGGCUCAGACGGUUAGCAGUCGCAUCCUUCCUCGCCUACACCGCCUCGAGCGUAUGCCAGUGUCACAAUGACUGUGUGAAUAAACACAUCCGUGUUGCCAACAGCAAAGAUGCAUCACUGUUUUCUUUACCUCCUACUGAGUUCUUUAGUUCAGCCAUCUUUUUUCUGCUACUUGGACUUUUGCGCUGCUUUCACGCAGCUUAUAUGUACCGUUUAACAUUUAUUUGGGCAGCGUUGGUUUCUUUGCUCUCUGAACUUUUACAUUCUUCUUGUGACCAAAGAUGUGUGCAGAGGAAGCUGGAAAGGAAAGCAAACAGCUUUAAGUCCACGCACAUCUGGCGUCAGAAGUUAACGAGUCGUUCUCAUGCGACCCAUUACUGCAGUCUGACUUUUACUCCGCUUUUCCAGCAGCGACCACACCUACAUGACCUCAUGCCGGCUCUCGCACUUCACGGCUCGGGYGUUCUGGGAGCAGAGCGGAGUCUUGCGCCACCGACUCGACAUCCUGUAUCUUUGCAGUUACAGUAAACAUGUUGCGUGGGCGGUUUUGUCAGGGAAUUGAGAUUCGGGGAAUUAUCGASCAGAUUUGUUUGUGGAUGGAAAAUGAAAGAGCGUUUGAAGAUGUCGUCACCAGGRAAGGAGGGGCGAAAAAAAAAUUCAAAAUAAACCAUUGAAUGCAACUUGUACAAUAAAUUUGUCGUUUUAAUUAAUAAAUGUAAACGUGAAAAAAAAUUACACUUGUCUGCUUUAGGAGCGAUAUUGGACUGUCUACCUUCAUAUGUUGAGAGAGCAAGCGGCUUUGGAAAGAGGCAGCAGCACCUUUUACACCUGUUGUUCCCAAAGAGCAAACCUGAAAAUUAACGAGUCGCGUUUCAGAAAUCAAACUAAACAAAAGACAGUGGUAAUGCUAAAAAUAUAUAUAUAUAUAUAUGCUAAUCAAGGUUAAAUUACUCAUGGGUUAUAACAAUUAUCGAUUCUGUUUGUGCUGCCCUCAUACUGCUGCAUAAUUGAUCGACAAAUUUGGAAACCACAAAUCUAAGAAAUCGGUGCAACAUUUUGGGCAGCAGUAAUUAAUGUCUGUCCACCAGCCUGGGCAUGGUCUCCAUGACAACCUAUUCUUUGUGCAAGCCGUGUUUCGCAUCAACACAGGCAGAGCUCGUAUUUCAAACUGAACGAUGGAACCAAAAAUAAACACACAUUUUCUGGUGUAAGAGGCUGCUGGGGUCGUCCACUCAGCGAUUCCCAAGCAGAUCCUGAUUUUCUUUUUCUUGUUAAAAGGGAGUUGGUGCUUUCUACUGUCGCCAUGUACAUGACAAGCUGCUGACAGCUGAACGUGUUACCAGUUGGCAUUAUUAACRUCACUGUUAAAGCUGGUAUUGGUUUGAAAUGUAUGUUGAAUUUCAGUCUUGUCUGUAUGAGUGUCUUCCACUGGAUUGAUUUCAACACAUGUUGUCUGGACAUGUUAUGAAUCUGCGCUGUAUAAAUGAAAUGCACUCUUGCACCAAACAAGCUGGGAAAAUUAUUYUAGACCUGAAAGUAAAUAUCAAUGCCUUUUAUGUAAUUGUUCAUAGAGAUCGAUUUGCUAUGAUGGAAARCGCAUACAAGGACUUACUUCAGCUUAACUAAUUACAGUGAUGGAUGCUAGGAGUGAUGGAUGCAGAUAAUUUUUUACCUGAGAAUUAACAAGGCUAUAGAGAAACUGGAAAAGGUGCGUUUWUUUUUCUCRAAGCUUUUUGAGUAUCUUACUUUAGAGUCGACAUCAAGACUGAGUUCAUAUCUUAAGUUUCUGCUCUGCCAGUACUUAUAGUUGUUUUGUGGCUAAUURGCUGCUUUCAAAUUACAUUUCCUAACGGGCAACAACAAGCUAMAUCUAUAGCUUGUUGCUCCCUGUUGCUAAAAUCUUGUAGUAAUCUUACAAGAUUUAGAGACUCMACAUGACACAUAAGAAAUUGUUGUAAUUGCUGUUUGUUUUUCUCCAGCAGACUCGUAUGUAAGAUUACAUAUGAGUUUUUUUGAAAAACGCGUGCUUUUUCUUGAUUUUUAGAUGUGCUGCUAACUUGAAUAAGAUGAAUUGUUUCCUCAUGUGAUGAGUGAUCAUUUUGUGGCAAAUUUCACCAAAUUAGGGCACAUUUCCUGUCCAAAAAAGGUCAACGUCAUUAUGUCUGAGGAUUUUGUUCCGCUUCAUUCAACACCAAAUAAACACUGCCGUGCUUCCUGAUAAAAAUACAAAACCUAUUUUCUACUCAACACAAGAGGAUUUCAUGAUCAGCUUAAUAAUGUUGACCAAGUACCAAACUCAAUUAAGCAAUUAGUGAUUUGACUAUAAUGUAAAUAUAGAUAUUAAUCCAGUUAYGGAUGAACCAACAGUGCUAAUCAGCUCGUCUGUCUUGUUUUCCAGCCGUUAAUCAUGAACAAAAUGAUGGAGCUCUGCUGCCAUCUGGUGGUAGAAGUUAGGUACUUUGCAUAACAGACUUUUCAAAGAAAACGUACAUCUCUCAAACUUUGGUAUACCAACACACCAGUUUUUACACACAAGACUGAGUUUAUCAGUAACAAGCAAAAUAUAUGGAAGAAAAAGACCGAUAUGUACCUGUGAAACAUCUCAGCAGUUUAUUUUACUGUAAAAAAAAAUAAAAUAAAUGGUGUCGGAACAAGACAACAAAACAACCCAUCGUUUUCUCUCUGGAGCCACUUUUGUCACAGAUGCUUCAUGUCAAGGUCAUUGUGAGAAAUCAGUAGCUGUAAAGCAUUUAAGCUCAAACAAAUUGAAAAAAACAAAAACAUGGGCUUAAAUUGGCACAACAUUCAGCAAGUCAAAUAAAACGGCAUUUAACAGUGUAGAGGUGUUGCAGCAGCAGUACAACAGGUUACAGAGACAAUAACCACCUGGGUAGGAUAUUGCAGUUUAAUUUUCCAGAGGCUUAAAAUAUUGAUUUACUUGUUUUAUCCCACCAGUAAAGUAGAAUAAAGUAAACUUUUUUUCUUAUUGCCAGUAACCAAAUCAGUUGCAUACAUUUACGCAAUAGCUGGGAUGAGACUCUUAGGAUCUAUGAUGACCUCCAAUAAAGUUAAAAACGUUUCCAAUUUUCCUCUUUUUUUCAAAACACAUUUUAAUUGAAAAAAAUUAUAACUACGUAAUAUAAAAUUGACUUGUCCCUGGUAAAGCAAAAAUGAUUUAACAUGUAAUUACACUUAAUGUCUAGAAUUUGAUACAUUCACA
Poecilia reticulata (guppy) is the source of this 6607-nucleotide messenger RNA. RefSeq names its product SEC22 homolog A, vesicle trafficking protein (gene sec22a). The record is from RefSeq and is a predicted model, not a curated record. NCBI's taxonomy places the organism in Eukaryota, Metazoa, Chordata, Actinopteri, Cyprinodontiformes, Poeciliidae. Gene Ontology annotation, biological process: endoplasmic reticulum to Golgi vesicle-mediated transport.